AUGGGAGAUGCGAACGAUUUGUUUGGAGGUCUCAGCGAAAGCAGUGGGAGCAGUGACGAGGAGGACGCUAUCACUGAUAUUGUUCCUCCAAAGAACCAGGACGUGCUUGCUGAUUUAGCUCUGAGUGAUGAAGACGACGAUCUAGACGAUUUGAUUGAAAAAUCACCAUCGCCAUCAAAAAGUGGACCGUCAUCAGUUGAAUUACAACCACCACAACCGCUACCAACAAGGCCUCCAGUGGUUUUUUCACUUUCCGACGACGAAGACUCAAUGGACAUGCCGGAUAUUCAGCAAAUGCAACGGAAUGCAGCUGCAGCAGCCGCCGCCGCUGCUGCCGAAGCUGCAGAAAAAGCUGCUGCAGUUGCAGAAGCUGCUGCAAAAGAGAAAGCUGCCGAGGAAGCGAGAUUGGCUGAAAUUAAGGCAGAACAAGAGAAAGCGGCUGAAAAACGGAGACGAUUGGAAUACAUUGUCAAGGUGGAGUUACCAAUGAAACAACCAAGACUGGACGAGGGACCGUCGAGUUCCAGACCAGGACCUAGUCAUAGCCGCAUCCGUGAUGACAGCCUUUCGCUGGAAGGUUUCGAGUUCAGCAAAGCCAACGAAGCAAAAUUCCAAGCUCUGAUCCAACGCCAUCAAACGGAAGCCGACGGCGGUCCACCACCACCCCGUCCACGUGUUCCUCAACUUCCACCAGUGCCAGAAGACGAAAAUGAGAUUGCACGUUUGAAGUCACAAAUUCUUCUGUCCAACUUCUCACAAGAGCAACUGGAGCGCUAUGAAUCAUAUAGAAGAUCUUCUUUCCAAAAGUCCACCAUUCGUCGUCUGAUUAAUCAAUUCACCGGUGGAGCCAACGUCAACCAGAGUGUCGUCAUCGCCAUCGCCGGAUUGGCUAAAGUUUUCGUUGGAGAAGUUGUCGAGGAAGCACUGGACAUUCGUGAUUUGGAUGAGGAGGCUGCCAGGAAUCCACUUCAACCAGAACAUGUUCGUCAGGCUUUCCUCAAACUCGGUGAGCAAGGGAAGCUCUAUCCACCAAUUGGCCCAAGAUCCGAUGGACUAUGA
Molecule: messenger RNA, 1059 nt
Organism: Caenorhabditis briggsae
Lineage: Eukaryota; Metazoa; Nematoda; Chromadorea; Rhabditida; Rhabditidae
Gene: Cbr-taf-11.1
Product: Protein CBR-TAF-11.1
Exons: 6
Coding region: 1-1059 (352 amino acids)
Biological process (GO): transcription initiation at RNA polymerase II promoter; RNA polymerase II preinitiation complex assembly
Cellular component (GO): transcription factor TFIID complex; nucleus
Molecular function (GO): transcription coactivator activity; protein heterodimerization activity
Source: RefSeq, a predicted model, not a curated record